AUGGCGACCGCUGACAAGGGAGUGGUGCUUGUGACCGGAGCGUCGGGCUUCAUUGCGGGAAGCGUGGUCCAGCUGCUCCUCGAGCGUGGCUACAAGGUGCGAGGCACCGUGCGUAGCCUCGCCGACGAGACCAAGGUGAGCCACCUGCGCGAGCUCUUCCCCGCGCUCCAGCUCUUCGAGGCCGACCUUCUCACCGAGGGCAGCUUCGACGAGGCCUGCAAAGGAGCCGACUACGUGAUGCACACGGCGUCGCCCUUCCAGAUUACCGUGAGCGAUCCUCAGAAGGAUCUGGUCGACCCGGCUCUCAAGGGCACGCUCAACGUGCUGCACGCCGCUGCCAAGUCGGGCACCGUCAAGCGCGUGGUGGUUACCUCCUCCUGCGCUGCCGUCGCCUGGCAGGCCACGCCUCCCGAUGACAAGGUGUGGACCGAGGAGGACUGGAACGAGGACUCGACGCUGGAGAACGCGCCCUACAGGCUGAGCAAGACGCUGGCCGAGCGGGCCGCGUGGAAGUUCGUGAACGAGGGCGAGGGCAAGGGCAAGUUCGACCUGGCCGUGAUCAACCCGUCGUUCGUCCUCGGCCCGCCCCUCUCGGCCCGCACUGACAGCGAGAGCGUGCGCGCCGUCAAGGGCUUCCUCUCCGGCACCUUCAAGAAGGACGGCUGCCGCCCCUCCUGCUUCGGCUGCGUCGAUGUGAGGGAUGUGGCGUUGGCGCACGUGGUUGCGAUGGAGAAGCCUGAGGCCGGUGGUCACAGGUUCAUCGCGUCGUCGCCCACGGGCAUCUCGCACCUGGAGCUGGUCGAGAUGCUGCGCGCCGACCCCGAGCUGGCCGCCUUCCGCGACCGUCUGCCCACCACCGAGAGCGCGCCCGUGACCCACCGCCCCAAGUACAGCCGCAGCAAGGCCGAGCAGCAGCUGGGCAUCACCUUCACGCCCAUCGAGAAGUCCGUCACCGACAUGGCCAAGGCCCUGAUCUCCCUCGGCAUCGUGCCGCAGCGAUGA
Messenger RNA from Acanthamoeba castellanii str. Neff, 1002 nucleotides. Its product is annotated as NAD dependent epimerase/dehydratase family protein. The coding region runs from base 1 to 1002 and encodes 333 amino acids. The transcript is spliced from 4 exons. The record is from RefSeq and is a predicted model, not a curated record. NCBI's taxonomy places the organism in Eukaryota, Discosea, Longamoebia, Acanthamoebidae. Gene Ontology annotation, molecular function: oxidoreductase activity, acting on the CH-OH group of donors, NAD or NADP as acceptor.